AUAUGAUUAUCCGGUUUACGGUUUAGUUGGAAAGAUUUAUAAACCGAUUUGGUCUGUUUGUGCGGCAAAAACCUUGAAAUGAUAAGAAUCUUCCCAAGUUUACGGUUUACCUCUUUGCUCUCUGCCGCUAAACCUCUUUGCUCAUAUUCUCCGGCGAGAGAACCACCGGCGUCGUUUACAGAGGCAAAAUCCUCUCCGGAGACUAAUUCUCUCAGCAUAACUCCCAAGACACCGCUAUUCCUUAGAACGCCGUCGCACGCAACUUCUCUUUCGGAGGUUUGGAAAUGGCACGACUGGGCCAAAGAUCUGGCCUCCUCCGUUGAGGAAUCUUCGAAGAAUUCUGAAGAUGUUCUUGACUCUGUCAUUCUCCUCCGUGAGCUAAAAUGGCUGAUCGAAGACUCAAUCGUAGACGAUCCUUUAGUGAUUCUUCACAGAAGCGAAAUAUCGGACAACGGCGAGAAGAAUGUGAAAUUGAGAGCGUCGUUGGAGGAGCUUUACGAUUUAUGGAGGCAGAGGAUCGAGAAGCGUCGGCCGUUUCAGUACGUGGUCGGAUGCGAACACUGGAGAGAUUUAGUGUUGUGCGUUGAGGAAGGGGUUCUAAUUCCGAGACCGGAGACGGAACUUAUCGUCGAUAUGGUGGAGGAGCUUGUAACGAGAGAUGAAUGGUUUAAGAAAGGUUUUUGGGCUGAUCUUGGGACAGGAAGUGGUGCAAUUGCGAUCGGCAUUGCUAAAGUCUUGGGAAGCCGUGGGAGAGUUAUAGCUACAGAUCUCAGUCCGGUGGCUAUCACCGUCGCUGGCCACAAUGUGCAGAGAUACGGCCUUGAGGGGAUGAUUGAAGUGAGAGAAGGAUCUUGGUUUGAGCCUUUGAAAGAUCUUGAAGGAAAACUUGUGGGGAUUGUAAGUAAUCCGCCAUACAUACCAAGUGAUGACAUUCCAGGCCUACAAGCUGAAGUUGGUAAACAUGAACCGAAACUUGCAUUGGAUGGUGGUAUUGAUGGAACUGAUAGUCUUCUCCAUCUCUGUCACGGGGCUUCUCGGAUGCUUCAACGCGGUGGCUUUUUCAUUUUCGAGACGAAUGGAGAGAAACAAAGCAAGAUGAUCGUUGAUUACAUGAUGAGCAAUGAUCUAAAAGACUGUUUCUCAGAUUUGAAGAUAGUUUCUGAUUUUGCUGGAAUCAAUCGGUUCGUGACUGGCUUUCGUCUCUGAGCUUUUUUACAUAACUUGCUGUGGUGCUACUUCCCAUUACUUGUGACUUGUGGGAUCACAUUUUCAGUAUAUCUCUUCUAAGUGAACUAAUCUAAUUUAUGGCUUUGCGAAGUUCAUUUCCAUCAAAUAAUGACCUUAGUUAACA
Molecule: messenger RNA, 1351 nt
Organism: Arabidopsis arenosa
Lineage: Eukaryota; Viridiplantae; Streptophyta; Magnoliopsida; Brassicales; Brassicaceae
Source: the annotation of a GenBank genome assembly